GCGCGGGAGGCGCAGCAGCAGGGGCAACAGCAGGGACAGCGGCAGCAGCAGCAGCAGGGGCAGCAGCAGCAGCAGCAGCAGCAGCAGCAGCAGCAGCAAGAGCUGCAGUGGCGGCGCUGGUGGCACUGGGACGAUGCGCUGCGGCUGGGCGCGUGGCCGCUGCUGCGGGCAGGGGGCGGCGGCGGCGGCGGUGGCGACGCGGCCCUUUCUUGA
Monoraphidium neglectum is the source of this 213-nucleotide messenger RNA. RefSeq lists its product as hypothetical. Lineage: Eukaryota; Viridiplantae; Chlorophyta; Chlorophyceae; Sphaeropleales; Selenastraceae. The transcript has a single exon. The record is from RefSeq and is a predicted model, not a curated record. The annotation marks the transcript as partial.